Striga asiatica is the source of this 534-nucleotide messenger RNA. NCBI's taxonomy places the organism in Eukaryota, Viridiplantae, Streptophyta, Magnoliopsida, Lamiales, Orobanchaceae. The record is from the annotation of a GenBank genome assembly.
AUGCCGAUAAUUCCCAUACCCGUUCGAACCCGCCACCAGCAACGCCCACCUGGUACCGUUCUCCUCCUCUUCACGGCCGCCCACCGGCCACCGGAUAAUGGGAUCCCACGGUCUCAGCCGCCUACCACCUGCGGCUGCAAUUUGCGCCGCCGCCGCUGCCGCCACAAUCAGCACCAGAAUCGCAAAAUGGGAGGAGGCCAUUAUGAGAAAACGCGCAAAGCGAUAGGCGUUAGAGCGAGUAAUUGUUGUUUACUCGGGACUCGUUGCCGGGUGCCGGCAGCCAUGCAAAUUAGGGGAUCGACACCUGUGCGGGUGGUGUGGCGGUGGUGGGCCCAUAGCUGGAGAGCGAUCAACAGCCUUUUGUUUUCUCUGCAAAACCCUAGCCCCAAUAGAACUUUGUUGGACAGCAAUAUCCACCAGUUCAGAAGGUAUAAGUCUAGACUCCUCUGGUAUAGUUUUCAGAGAUUGGAAACUAUUAGAGUUCUUGCCCCCAAUAGGGUCAAGGCUACUCUCAUCCAUGGAACUCCCUCCUAA